Messenger RNA from Trypanosoma cruzi, 2448 nucleotides. RefSeq lists its product as uncharacterized. The transcript has a single exon. NCBI's taxonomy places the organism in Eukaryota, Euglenozoa, Kinetoplastea, Trypanosomatida, Trypanosomatidae. The record is from RefSeq and is a predicted model, not a curated record. The coding region runs from base 1 to 2448 and encodes 815 amino acids.
AUGCUUCCAUUUUGUAACCAAACAGAGCUGAUGUUUCGUGCCUCGGGUGGUAUUCCUGGCAUGUUGGGUAGCUACAGCGGCUGCCCCGAUGAGAAUGGGGUGCAGUAUUGCGUGCUCUUCCCCACAAGGGUCAGGUGGGGCAACUCACGUCUUCUCGGCUAUUGUCUGCCUUCUACAUGCACGCUGCUGGACAUUGCGCGGCAAGUGGUUUUAGAUCCCAUGCUAAACGGAACUUUUAACUAUAGUAAACUCAUGCAUGGUGAUGGUAUGAACACGUCACAGGUAAUGGAUCGUUUGGAACAAUAUAUCAAUUGUGCCCCUCGUUCUUCUUCCUUUUUGGAGCUAAAUGUACACAAUAUUGUUUCCUGGGCGAUCAUAGGGUUCAUCAUUCUGCUCGUGGUGCUGGCAACGCUCUAUGACUACUACUGGAGCAUCACAGCACGUAGCAUCCCAUUCGAAGUGGUGAUGAUGGGAGCCGAUGGUGCUGUUGUGCGGGUGUUGCAGCCACCCAAUGUGGUUUUGUUGGAGAACCAAAGUAAAACCAACGAGUCAAGUCCGAGGCGUCAUGGAGAAGAUUUACGGUGCACCACGGAGAAGAAAGUCACAGAGAAACAAAAGGGUAGUUUUUCCGCCAGCGUUACAGCGAUCACCCAACCACUACUUGUUGCUGUGGAGCAGUCUGAGGCGGAUGAGGCUGGCAGGCAAAUUGAGCCCGCACACUCACCUCGCAUGGGAGAGACGGAGGAUGAAAGCGCCACAUCUCCAAAAAAAAAGACACAUUUUGGAUCCUUCGUCAGGUAUAAAGAGGCUCGAACAGGCGAAGAAGUGGUGUCGACCAAAAAAGGAGCGCGCUCGGGUGAACGCGACUCUUUGCGAGGGGCGGGCAUUCUUCCGGAAUUCAACACGGAAUUGCUCUGGUCGCACCGACGAGUGCAGAAAUUUCUGGCGGAGAUCCCAGAUGUGCCCAACUUUCGUUCAUUUCUGAAUCGCACCGUAUUGUGUCUGUCACUAAUUAACAGUUUCCGUAAGUGGCGCUAUUAUCCAAAGUCCGAGGUGAAUCUAAAUUUAUUCAACAGCUGGCGGGUAAUUGCGUGGAUGUGGAUUAUGUUGUUUAGCUCUUUUUGGUAUUCCCAGCAGAUUCCCACCAUGGAUAAUAUAGGUUCACCUCCAGUUAACUUUAUUUAUGCCUUUCUUGGGAAGGAAGCAUUUGCUGCUUUUGCUGUUGGAACCUUUCUCACCAUUGCUGGCUUUCUGGCGUUGCAUCGCCUUCAUGUCUCUGAGGAGUUACUUAUGAGUUCACCCACCGCUCGCGUGAGGGCAUCAAAGCGUACAUGUCGUCAGUUGUUGGCUGAAUGUAUGUUGUGGUAUGCCAAGUAUCUCAUUGCCCGCUUUGUACGCGUCAUCCCCAUUUCGUUUGCCAUAUUCAUGCUUUUACCAAACGCUGUGUCCGGCUUUGGCAAUGGACCCUUUUGGAGACUUUUUUCCCAAUCACCCGCGUUCUAUGGAAACUGCAUGAAAUACUGGUGGACAAAUUUACUUCUUGUCAAUAAUUUUCUUCCCGUUGAGGAAAAUGAGCGUUGCUUCCCAUGGUCUUAUUACGUGGCGCUUGAAUUUCAGCUGGUGGCAUUGGCACCGAUGAUUUACUUUCUCGGGAAGCAUUUGCAUCACCGUCUGUUUUUUUCGUUACUCGCUCUUGCAAUGGCUGGAAGUGCGGUUUUGCGUUAUUUUGAGAUAUCGCGUCGGAAAAGCGUGUUGUUGGGUACUGGUGCCGUCUCCCAUCACGCCUUGUCUGUGGGGUCCGUGUAUCAACACCCGCAUCUUAUGUUUAUUCCCUUUUGUGUUGGGGCAAUGCUCUAUUAUUUGUACAAGGCUCUGCGACAACGUGCAGAGAUGCUGCGCAUGUUUGGUCCGGGUAUCUUAUUAAUGAUGCAUCGCAUUCAAGAAGAGGCUGUCGCGGAGGAUAGAGUGAGUUACUGGCUUUUGGAACGAUUGCAAAUGCGACAUAUGCGGGUUCUUAUUGUGUGGAGUGGCCUUGCCAUCACAUUUUCCUGUGUCAUUAGCGUGUGGUUCAUUCAUCGCGAUGAUGAAAUUGGUUGGAACAUGGGUGUCGAUGUGAAGGUGUAUGAAUCGCUUAUCCUUUUCCCAUGGAGCAUUGCAUUGUGUCUCUUGGCGCUGCCGCUUCUGUUUGGGUACGGCGGCAUAAUACGCGGCGUUCUCACACACCGCUUGUGGUGCGGUCCCUCAAGGUUGGUGUUGGUUGCCUACCUGGCGGCACCCGUUGUGAUAGGAUUUGGCAACGCCAGCAGUUAUGAUGUGAUCACAAUGAGUUUUUCCUUGUUUAUUGUGCAGGGAUUUGGGUACAUGGGGUUAACACUUCUCGUGGCGUUUUUCUUUCAUAUGCUGGUGGAACGUCCAUGUUUGCACAUUAGUUCAAGGGGAGAGUACUGA